UUGGAAAAAUCAACAACUGUUAAUUUUAUUCUUGCGGAGAGUAAUUGUUUUUAACAAAAACGGAUAGAAUAUUGGAAAAAUAAUAGAAAAUAAUGAGUUCCACAUCUAAUGCGACUGCUGGUGACAUGUUGUACGGUACUACAUUAUCCGCGGAGUCCAUGAAAGUCAUCGCCGAAAGUAUUGGCGUGGGUUCUUUGCCUGAUGAUGCCGCCAAAGAAUUGGCCGAGGAUGUUUCGUAUAAAAUCAAACGAAUUGUCCAAGAUGCUGCAAAAUUUAUGCACCAUUCUAAAAGAGAUAAACUGAUACUUAGUGAUAUAGAUCAUGCCCUCAAAGUGAGAAACAUUGAGCCCCAAUAUGGCUUUACAGCCAACGAUUUUAUUCCCUUUCGUUUUGCUUCUGGCGGCGGCCGAGAAUUGCACUUCAUUGAGGAGAAGGAAAUGGAUCUAAGUGAAAUCGUACAAAGUAAUGUGCCCAAAGUACCUUUGGACAUUACACUGAGAACUCACUGGUUGGCGGUGGAUGGCAUACAACCAACCAUACCAGAAAAUCCACCUCCAUUAUCGAAAGAUUUGCAGGCAUUGGAUUCGGUUAAUCCGGUAGUUAAAUUGGAACAGGGUGUAACAAAGGACACUGCUGGAAAACCAGCUACAGGGAAAAUUCAUAAAUUGAAGAAUGUUGAAACGGUACAUGUCAAGCAAUUGGCCACGCACGAAUUGUCCGUUGAACAACAGCUGUACUACAAGGAAAUAACAGAGGCAUGUGUAGGUUCAGAUGAACCGCGUCGCGCAGAAGCUCUACAAUCAUUGGCAUCGGAUCCAGGUCUACAUGAGAUGUUGCCACGUAUGUGUACCUUCAUAGCGGAAGGUGUAAAAGUCAAUGUAGUUCAGAAUAAUUUGGCAUUACUCAUUUAUUUGAUGCGAAUGGUAAAGGCUUUAUUGGAUAAUCCUUCAUUAUAUCUGGAGAAAUAUCUUCAUGAACUUAUACCAUCGGUUACCACUUGUAUUGUGUCAAAACAGUUAUGUAUGCGCCCCGAAUUAGAUAAUCAUUGGGCAUUGCGUGAUUUUGCCUCUCGUCUUAUGUCACAAAUCUGUAAAACCUUUAAUACAUCCACCAAUAAUCUACAAACUCGUGUAACACGCAUCUUCAGUAAAGCUUUACAAAAUGAUAAAACUCACUUGUCUUCAUUGUACGGCUCUAUAGCGGGACUCUCAGAACUUGGUGCUGAGGUUAUAAAAGUUUUCAUCAUACCACGACUUAAGUUUGUAUCUGAACGUAUUGAAGGGCAUUUACUGGGUUCCUCACAAAGUAAUACCGAUAAGACAGCUGCUGGUCAUAUUCGUGCAAUGUUGCAAAAAGUAUGUCCACCCAUAUUAAAACAAAUACGAAAUCCGCCAGACUUUUCUGAUGAGUAUAAAAACGAUUUUGGUUUUCUGGGACCCUCUUUAUGUCAGGCCGUGGUAAAAGCUCGCAAUACACCUUCUACAGCUACUGUCACUGGUCCUGCCACCAUUUCCAGUGGCCCUAUAACUUCUGCUGCUCAAACAGCAACAACAAUUGGCAGACCACAAGUUACACAAAUCACACCACAGAGACAACCGAGUCCUGUGGUAACCACUUUACCCCAAAUACGUGGUAUUCAAACCAUACAGCCUAUACAACAGCAACAGCAGCAGCAGCAGCAACAAACACCACCCCCACCGCCAGCCCAAAAAUUUGUUAUAGUAUCGCAGGCACAGCAACAGAUAAUACAACAGCCUGUUCAAACGAUACAAUUACAACAAACCCAACAGCAACAACAACAGCAGCAGCAGCAGACACUAUAUCAACGUCCAUCUACACCACAAUCGGUAUUACUAACAAAUGCCCCAUCACUAAAUGGUGCUGGGGGUAGUGUUGUUGGCGGAAUUGGUGGUAAUGGUUCUAACUCAGGCAAUAAUAGCCUUCUAGGUAAUAUAGGCAGUACUGUUGUUAUUGGCAGCAACAGUAGUGGCAGUAGUAUUGUUGCUAAUAGUAUCUUAAAUCGAAGUGAAAGGACAUCUGUUGAUUCGAAUUCUAUUAUUAUUGAGACAGAAGAAGUUCGACCACCACCGGAACUAGAUGAUCUGUCACAUUUGGAAUAGCUAAGGAAGGCAUAAUUAGCUUUAUAAUUUUAUUAACAUUUAAGAACAUUUUUUUUGCAUAGAAUUAAAACUUUGCUGGUAAAAACAAGUAAAGUAUACUUAUAAUCAUAAUAAUAAUAAUAAUAAAUAAAAACUGUUUCAGUUUAUAACAGAUACUUGAUAACUAA
Molecule: messenger RNA, 2287 nt
Organism: Calliphora vicina (urban bluebottle blowfly)
Lineage: Eukaryota; Metazoa; Arthropoda; Insecta; Diptera; Calliphoridae
Gene: Taf6
Product: TBP-associated factor 6
Exons: 5
Coding region: 93-2120 (675 amino acids)
Biological process (GO): RNA polymerase II preinitiation complex assembly; transcription initiation at RNA polymerase II promoter
Cellular component (GO): SAGA complex; transcription factor TFIID complex; SLIK (SAGA-like) complex
Molecular function (GO): transcription coactivator activity; protein heterodimerization activity; RNA polymerase II general transcription initiation factor activity
Source: RefSeq, a predicted model, not a curated record